Nannospalax galili (Upper Galilee mountains blind mole rat) is the source of this 859-nucleotide messenger RNA. It is a transcript of the gene Pop7, whose product is annotated as POP7 homolog, ribonuclease P/MRP subunit. Gene Ontology annotation, cellular component: nucleolar ribonuclease P complex; ribonuclease MRP complex; nucleus. Gene Ontology annotation, biological process: tRNA 5'-leader removal. The record is from RefSeq and is a predicted model, not a curated record. The transcript is spliced from 2 exons. Gene Ontology annotation, molecular function: nucleic acid binding. Bases 220 to 642 code for a protein of 140 amino acids. NCBI's taxonomy places the organism in Eukaryota, Metazoa, Chordata, Mammalia, Rodentia, Spalacidae.
GCCGGGAAGGCUGUGGGCACAUCGGUUCCGGCUGAGUGGGCGGAGUCGCGCGUGCGCACUACGCAGCCCUGGUGGGAGCUGCGGUUUGGCGUUGCUGUUUCUAUCCCCUUUUCCGUCCCCGACUCGGGUUUGUGUGGUGCUGGCAGCGGCGUCCUCUUGCAUCAGUCGGCGGGCCGCACGCACGUGGAGGCCUCUGGGGAACGGAGACGCACUCAGAACAUGGCUGAAAACCGAGAACCUCGAGGAGCCGGCGACACCGAGCUGGACCCGGUGGAGUACACCCUUCGGAAACGGCUUCCCCACCGCCUGCCCCGGAGGCCCAACGACAUAUAUGUCAACAUGAAGACUGAUUUUAAGGCCCAGUUAGCUCGCUGCCAAAAGUUGCUGGACGGAGGUGCCAGGGGGCAGAACGCAUGCACCGAGAUCUACAUUCAUGGCCUGGGUCUGGCCAUCAACCGUGCCAUCAACAUCGCCCUGCAACUGCAGGCAGGCAGCUUUGGGUCCUUAGAAGUUGCUGCCAAUACGUCCACCGUGGAGCUGGUGGAUGAACUGGAACCGGAGACUGACUCCCGAGAACCAUUGACUAGGAUCCGGAAUAACUCAGCCAUCCACAUCCGGGUCUUCAGGGUCACGCCCAAGUAAUUGAAGUGAAUCCGAGACACAUUCACCAACUCCUUGAGCACACACAUCUAGUUCUUAUGUGGCUGAUGUGGUUCGUGUUCCAAGUUCAGUAAUGGACUGCUUUGCAGAACCUUGUAAGAAAAGCCUAGAGGGCUGAGAGGUACUGUGUCUUGGACUCAAGAAUUGAAUCAUGCUGUACAAUAAAAGUUCCAGUUGUGUUGGUGCCCUGCUUCUAACA